UAUCUUAUUUUACCUUUGAAGUCUCUCUCCAAAAGAGGAAAACCAAAGACCUUAUUUCUAAAGUUGCUGAUUUGGACCGGGUAUUAUCAAGCCGCUCUCCGGUCAGCUGGUUGAGGCACGUGGCUGCGCCUGGACAGCAUUCACUCCAACUCCUCAGGUCAACGAAAGCUACAAUUUUUAGGUUCACCUCUGCGACUCAUGGCCAAAGUCAACAGUGGUUCGUCCGGUUGCAGGGCCAUGGUCAUGGCUGGCCAGUUUUGGACCAAACCGUUCGCUUUGAGUUCGCAGAGGAGCGGUCCCCAUCGGCGGAGCGCAGCAGAGGUGAACCGGCGCAUGAGCUCUUCCAGGACCGCUGGACAUGGCAGCAAAACCCCGCUGUGGAGCCAGCAAGAGUCCUACAACCACUCGUCCCUGGGUGAGCGCAGCGCCUGGUCCAACCGCACGCUGAUCUACAGAGAUGUCAAAGCUUUCCUCCGUGAGAUUGGAGGAGACCCGCGGGAGGCGCGCUACUGGCUGACACAUUUUCAGCGGGCCGGGUCCACUCCUGCCUUCGCGGUGCUGGAGGUUGACCCUUCAGUAUUUGAUAGCCAUGAGAUGGUCCAGAGUUUGGCUUUCGGGCUCUCGUUCCUGCAGCGGAUGGAUAUGAAGCUUGUGGUGGUGAUGGGACUGCCUGCUGAGAUUACGGAAGACGACCACACCAGAUCUGCCACCGAUUCCCCUCUCGCCAGGACUGUAAUGGUGAAACACUGUCAAGCUUUAACAGAAGCACUUCAGGACAACUCCGCCAAUGUGAUGCCUUUCUUUAGUUCAGAGGCACUUUUACAACUGCAGGACAACCCUCUGGACGGCAGCAGCAGUGGGCCGUCAGUAGUUGUGGACUCAGCUCUUCUGCAAUGGACUCUGGACUGUCGAGUGAUUCCUCUGGUGUGUCCAGUGGGUCGCGAUACGACCGGUCGCUCUUCUGUCCUCCGCUCCAUCCAGGUGACCACGGCCAUCUCACAGACACUACAGCCUCUCAAAGUCAUCUUCCUGAACAGCUCAGGGGGAAUCCGCAACCAAAACCACAAGGUGCUGGGUUUGGUGUCAUUACCGGGUGAUUUGCCGGCUCUGAGUUGUGCAGAAUGGCUGAAUGAGGUGGAGCAGAAGCGCAUCGGCAGUAUUGCAGAGCUGCUCAAUCUGCUGCCGGUGGAAAGUUCAGCUGUGCUCACCUCUGCAAACACACUCCUCACUGAGCUCUUUAGUCACAAAGGCUCGGGUACCCUGUUUAAAAAUGGAGACCCUAUACGCAGAUACAGCAGUCUGGAGGACAUUGAUGUUGACCGUCUGCUGGCGCUGAUUAACAAGUCUUUCGAGAAGAAUCUGAGAGAGGAUUAUAUAGCAUCUCUGGAGGGCAGACUGCAUUCUGUUUACCUGUCGGAAGGUUACAGUGCAGCUGCUAUAAUCACCACAGAGCCUGUGAACAGUGGCACUCCAUACCUGGACAAGUUUGUGGUCAGCAGCAGUAAACAAGGCCAGGGAACUGGGCAGAUCUUAUGGGAAUGCAUUCGACAGGACUUCAGCAAGCUCUUCUGGAGAUCCCGCACCACUAAUCGCAUCAAUCCCUGGUACUUCAAGCACUGUGACGGCAGUUUUGUAAACGGCCAUUGGAUUGUAUUCUGGCUUGGUCUUUCGGACAUUCGUGAGUCUUAUGAACUGGUGGAGUUCGCCAAGUCCCAUCCUGACUCCUUCUGCUCUCUCUCUACAACAGAGACCAAACCUCUUCAGCAGCACCACGGCUCAUAAAACCUCACAAAAUCUCAUCCUGAGGUCACUGCAUCCGGCUGAGCUCCAGAUCUUAAAGGGGAUGGUUCACACAAUCACUUACUCACCCUCAAGUGUUUCCAAACUCUCAUUAACAAGUUUCUUUUUUGGUUGAACACAAAAGAGGAUAUACUUAUAGAAACCCGAAAACCUGUAAUCAUCGACUUUCAUGAAAGGACUAAAUAAAUACUUUGAAAGUCAAUGGUUACCGGUUUACAACAUUCUUCAAAGUAUCUUAUUUUGUGUUG
Messenger RNA from Danio rerio (zebrafish), 2048 nucleotides. Lineage: Eukaryota; Metazoa; Chordata; Actinopteri; Cypriniformes; Danionidae. The record is from RefSeq and is a predicted model, not a curated record.